Telopea speciosissima is the source of this 1359-nucleotide messenger RNA. Its product is annotated as zingipain-2-like. Lineage: Eukaryota; Viridiplantae; Streptophyta; Magnoliopsida; Proteales; Proteaceae. The record is from RefSeq and is a predicted model, not a curated record. Bases 132 to 1280 code for a protein of 382 amino acids. Gene Ontology annotation, molecular function: cysteine-type endopeptidase activity. Gene Ontology annotation, cellular component: lysosome. The transcript has 4 exons.
UAUUGCUUCACUUGCAAAACCUCCUAUCCCAAGCAAAGCAACCAAAACUCCCUUGACCCUAACCCCACCCCACCAUAUAAGAACAGCCCAUCUCAUUGCACCACCACCAUUUAUCAAACUCACUGUCCAUCAUGGGCACUGUAUUCUUUUUCUUUUCUGUGCUGUAUCUACUUUCAAUCCCAUCUACAACCUCUGCAUCUCCUGGUGAUAAUAUCAUAGAAGUUGCUGAUAGUGAUGUUAAAUGUGAGAUGGCCAUGUUAGCAUUAUAUCGAAGAUGGCUUGCCAUCCAUCGUCCCCAUGAGUAUGAUCUCCAAAACAUUGAUCGACUUUGGGACCAGGAAAACACAUUCUUGAAGAGAUUCCAAAUCUUCCGAAACAAUGCCCGCUUCAUUCACACGAGUAAUAAAAGGAGUAACAUCACUUACACUCUUGGUCUCAACAAAUUUGCAGAUUUGAGCAAUGAAGAAUUUCGAGCAAGGUAUACCACACCUGUCCGUCAAAUGCUUCUGCAACAUCAGUCCAUGAAGCAACACUUGGGUUAUGAGAAUGUAAAUGAGCCAUUGCCAGCCUUCGUUGAUUGGAGGAAGAGAGGAGCUGUAACUGGAGUCAAAGAUCAAGGUCCAUGUGGGAGCUGCUGGGCUUUCUCCACAGUUGCCGCGGUUGAGGGGAUCAACCAAAUCAGAACGGGAAAGUUGGUUUCCUUGUCUGAGCAAGAGCUAAUCGACUGUGAUAAUAAAGUAAAUGAAGGGUGCAAUGGUGGGCUUAUGGAUUAUGCUUUCCAGUUCAUUGUUGAGAACGGAGGAAUUAGCAGCGACAGUGAUUAUCCUUACACUGCUAGUGACAACAGAUGCAAUAUAACAAAGAAGAAUCCACCUAUGGUCCUCAUUGAUGGUUAUGAAGAUGUUCCAGCCAACAGUUCCAACGCACUUAUGAGAGCCGUCUCUCAUCAGCCUGUUUCGGUUGCAAUAGAAGCUGGGGGUCUAGAGUUUCAGUUCUACUCCAAGGGCGUAUUUAAUGGGUUCUGUGGAACAGACCUGGAUCAUGGGGUUGCAAUCAUUGGGUAUGGGAAAACAGAAAAAGGGGUCAACUAUUGGAUUGUGAAGAACUCAUGGGGGUCUGAUUGGGGAGAGGAUGGAUAUAUCCAGAUAAGGAGCAACUCUAAGGAGGGAUUGUGUGGGAUUAACAUGAUGGCAUCAUAUCCAAUCAAGUCCACCCCCAGAACAAAUGCGAUCCUGUUAAACUCACACCACAGCAGCGAUUCUGGGCAAUUUCUUACAUAAUGUGUGUGUGUGUGUGAGAGAGAGAGAGAGAGAUGCUGUACUAUUGGCAAUUGACACAAUUCAUACUAUACCCUUUCCU